AUGGAAACUGAAUCUCCAGUUAUGAAGAAAUAUCCAAUUGAAAAUAUUUUGAAUGAUGCAUCUGGUUUAUUAAAAAAGGUAUUAUAAGUUUCACAUAAAAGAAUGGAAAUCGAAAAGUCAUCUUAUUACUUGACAAACAUUUCAUGAGUUACUCUCAUAAUGAAAUGAAUACACUCAAUAUCCAAAUCAGUAGAAGAUUAAUUAGAGCAGCAUAAAAUUUGUUAAAUGAAUAUAUUCAUGGAGAUAAUAUAACAAAAGUAGAUUUAUUACUUGAUAGAUGCAAUUUGUAUACAGCAGUAAUAUACAUCAACAUUCAAAGAAUGUUAAAAAAUGAGAGAGGAACUGAACAUUUCGAAGAAUUAAGUUCUUCAUAGAUUGAAUAAAAAAUAGGAUUGAAUAGAUUAAGAUAAAGAAUUCGAUAAACUAUUUGUAUACCUGGAAGUUUAAUUAAGGUUACCCAUCUAAGCAGACUUAAGGAGAAAACAAAAAGUAUAAGCUAUGAAUAUGAAUAGUUAAGUUUUAUUUAAGUGAAUGUUGGGUAUUGUUAAUGAAACAAUUAAUUUUAUAUGCUAGAAUGUUUAAAAUUACUAAUGAAGUACCUAAUAGUUUAAAAAUGAUCCAUAAAAUUGAGAAGUUCUUAUAAAUUAAAGAAAUUAAUAAUACAAAUAAUAUUGAAUUAAUCAAAAUAUUUGUAGAUCAUUAUUAAAAUUUUGGAUAACUCUAUUUUUAAUUAUGUGAAUUUAAAAAUUCAUUAAAAUAAUAUGAAAUUGCAUAUUCAUAUUUACACUAAUUGAUUUUUAUCAUUUUAAAAAAAAGAAAUACUCCAAAUGUUAUUGAUGAUUCAGAUCUAUUACCAGUUUAACCAUAUAUCAUGAAAUUAAUAAUGAUAUUAUAUCUUUAAUCAUUUUGUUAUGAAUAUCUCUCUGAAUAUUCAAAAAUGAAGGAAUGUAUUCAUUUAGCUUAAUGGUUUUGUAAUGAAAUCUUGAGAUUAGAAGAUGAACAUUAAUUAAGAAUUCUUAUAUUUAGUAGAGCCUAAGAUAUAUAAAAAUAUAUUGAUAAUAUUUUGGCAGAAUGUGAAAUUAGACAUAUAAUAUUUACAUGUUUAUCUGAUGACACAAUUCCUGAAAUCAAAGCAAUCUCAUAAUAAGUUAAAGAUGAUUAUUAAAAAGCCCUAAAUGAAAAAUUCUAUCUCAAAUUACGAAUUGAAUAACUUAACAAAUAAUAGUUUUUCAAAUUAAAUCCUAUUCCUGUUAAACCUCCAUCACCUUAUCUAUUAUAUAAUGUACCCAAAGGUAGUAGAACAGAAAGAGAACUUACAUAAUAAUAAUUUUCUAAAAAUUAUUAAUCUUUCACUACUCAAGAUGGAUAUGAUUAACAUAAAUUAAUAACUUCUGAUAGUGAAUCAAAAUUAAUUAAAUAAAAUUCUAUAUCAUCUUUUUCAAGAAGGACUAGACCAACAGAUUUUACCUAAUAUUGUAGAACUGAAUAAUCAGAUUAUCCUAAAUUAGAUUCAGAAUUAGCAGGUGUUAUUGUUAAUUAAUUAAAAAAAGAAUAAGCUUUCUAUUCACUUGCUGACAUUGAAAGAACAUGUAAAGAUGAACUAAAUGAAAAUGAAAGAUAACAAUAGGAUUAUGAAUUAGGUAAAGCCAUCUUAUUGUUUAAAAGAUAAUUUAGUAAAAAUGCAAUAGCUGAACCUAAAGAAACUGAUUCAUUAAAAUAAUUGAAUAAUGAAAUUAAGACUGAAUUUUAAUUAAUUUCUGGAUAUUUGGAAGCUUAAGAAAGAUUAAAAAAGAAAAGAUAAUAAUAAUAAUUAAUUGAAUAAUCACUCAAACCUAAACCUAAAACUAAAACUCCAUUUAGAAAAAUACUAAUCAAACAUUGCAAUACUUUAGGUUUAAAAUAGACAAAAAAGAAAUUAUUAAAUUUAGAAGAAGAAUCUGCUCUAAUGAAAUUAUAUUAAAAGAUAUCUGGAUAGAAAGAAGAAUAAAAGCCUUAAAUUAAUGAAGAAUAAAUUAUAAGGAAUAUGAUUUAAACAAAUUUAAAUGUAUUUAUUUACAUAUUAUUCAAAAGGCAAUUAAAGUUAUUAUGGAUGAUAAUUAAAAAGCAUAGGAAACUGCUUAAAAAUAAUUAAAAUCACGAAGACAUACUUCUGAAUAAAUACAAUCUAAACAUGAAAAAUCUCCUUAAAAUUGUUAAUUCAGAGAAACCUUCAAAGGUCUAGCUGGAUCAACAUAAUACUUAAGUACUAAAGGAUAGGCUACCAAAAAUGUAAUUUCUUUGGUAGAAUUAGCAAAUAUAAAAAGAAAGAUGAAUCAAUUAGAAUCUAAAAAAGCUGUCAGAUACUCAGAAUUAUUUCGGAGUUAAUUGUGA
Molecule: messenger RNA, 2370 nt
Organism: Paramecium pentaurelia
Lineage: Eukaryota; Ciliophora; Oligohymenophorea; Peniculida; Parameciidae
Source: the annotation of a GenBank genome assembly